UUGUAGGCUUGUCCUCCGACUGGAGUGUCGGGACAGCGCUGCCAGCCGCGGGUGAGACCUCUCCUUUCUGCGCCUCCCCAGUUGUGGUCUCCAUCCCCAGCAGGGGAAAGGGCAAGAGUCACCUGGAUUCCCAAGAAUGACAGGCCCCGGGGCAGUUGAUUGACAGCUCUGCCACUCUGUGAUCCCAGACAUGCACUUUAGGAUGCUGAGUCAUUCGACCCCAAUGUUGAACGUGGGGAAAACGCAAGGGCAAGUUUUCAAUUUGAGUAUUCUUUAAAUGAAACAUUCAUAAAGCCUGAUAUAAAGAAGACAGACUUCAAUCAACAAUAUCAAUAAAAAGUUGGAAAAGAAAGAUGUUGUCCUUAAACAACCUGCAAAAUAUCAUCUAUAACCCGACAAUCCCCUAUGUUGGCACUAUUUCUGAGCAGCUGAAGCCUGGCUCUUUGAUUGUAAUCCGUGGACAUGUUCCUAAUGAUGUGGACAGAUUCCAGGUGGAUCUGCAGCACGGCAACAGCCUGAAGCCGAGGGCUGAUGUGGCCUUCCACUUUAACCCUCGCUUCAAAAGGUCCAACUGCAUUGUUUGUAACACGCUGACAAAUGAGAAAUGGGGCUGGGAGGAGAUCACCUACGACAUGCCCUUCCGGAAAGAAAAGUCCUUUGAGAUAGUGAUCAUGGUGUUGAAGAACAAAUUCCAGGUGGCUGUGAAUGGAAAGCAUACUCUGCUGUAUGCCCACAGGAUGAGCCCAGAGAAGAUAGACACACUGGGCAUCUAUGGCAAAGUGAAUAUUCACUCCAUUGGGUUCAGCUUCAGCUCGGAUUUACAGAGUAUGGAAACAUCUACUCUGGGACUGACACAGAUAAGUAGAGAAAAUGUCUGUAAGUCUGGCAAGACACAUUUGAGCCUGCCAUUUGAAGCAAGGUUAAAUGCCUCCAUGGGCCUUGGACGAACCGUUGUCAUUAAAGGAGAAGUGAAUACAAAUGCCAAAGGCUUUAACGUUGACCUAGUGGCAGGAAAAUCAAGGGAUAUCGCUCUACACUUGAACCCACGUCUGAACAUGAAAGCAUUUGUAAGAAAUUCCUUUCUUCAGGAUGCCUGGGGAGAAGAGGAGAAAAAUAUCACCUGCUUCCCAUUUAGCCCUGGAAUGUACUUUGAGAUGAUAAUUUACUGUGAUGUCCGAGAAUUCAAGGUUGCGGUAAAUGGUGUGCAUAGCCUGGAGUACAAACACAGAUUUAAAGAGCUAAGCAGUAUUGAUACAUUAGCAGUUGAUGGUGAUAUCCGUUUGCUGGAUGUAAGGAGCUGGUAGCUACCAUGGCUGCCAAAACCCUAAAAUACAAAUGGCUCAUGUGAUACUGGCCAUGUCAAAUGCAUCUGGCUUUUACCACAUUGUUUAUGUUGUUAAGUUGAGCUCAUACAACAUCAAUGUUCUACCUGGUAUUCUCAGGUCUGGCCACACAGUGUGGCUAUGUCUAUGUUCAGAGGAACAAAUCUGGGACAAUCUCAACUUACCGCUGGUGAGGCUCUGCACAUGAGUCCCCUCUUGUAAAAUCACAGUCAACAAAUAUUUAAGUGCUUACUUUAAUAUACUAGUUAAUUGGUAGGGAAGGCAUAUUUCCUGUGUAUGUUCUCUGAGCUGGGCAUAGACACAGAGGUGCCCAGAACCAGUGUGGACCCCGUUUUCUGGUACUCAAGAUCUCCCAUUGUAGGGUCUUUCUGCUGACAUUGCAUUAACCACAUUAGGGGGCAUGUGUAGUUAGGUCAGAAAAAUAUACUAAUGGAUAGAAAACAUUACUUCCCCAGUAAUCCUUUUCAUAAUCAACAUCCUACCAUAUAAGACUACCAAAUAACCCUUAUUUAGCUGUUGUUGCUUUAAGCUUUAUAAAAUAAUUAAUAUGCUGAACAUGGCAGAAAAA
Phodopus roborovskii (desert hamster) is the source of this 1911-nucleotide messenger RNA. It is a transcript of the gene Lgals8, whose product is annotated as galectin 8. Lineage: Eukaryota; Metazoa; Chordata; Mammalia; Rodentia; Cricetidae. Gene Ontology annotation, molecular function: carbohydrate binding. The transcript has 10 exons. Bases 354 to 1304 code for a protein of 316 amino acids. The record is from RefSeq and is a predicted model, not a curated record.